Messenger RNA from Misgurnus anguillicaudatus (oriental weatherfish), 1818 nucleotides. RefSeq names its product alpha-1,6-mannosyl-glycoprotein 2-beta-N-acetylglucosaminyltransferase (gene mgat2). Gene Ontology annotation, molecular function: alpha-1,6-mannosylglycoprotein 2-beta-N-acetylglucosaminyltransferase activity. Lineage: Eukaryota; Metazoa; Chordata; Actinopteri; Cypriniformes; Cobitidae. The record is from RefSeq and is a predicted model, not a curated record. Gene Ontology annotation, cellular component: Golgi membrane; Golgi stack. Gene Ontology annotation, biological process: protein N-linked glycosylation; oligosaccharide biosynthetic process.
AAUGUGACGUCAUGCGUGUCCUCUCGUCUGAAGCCCCCCAGAGGUUUGAUUACGUUGUGGGAGCCGCGCGCGCUCUGCCUGUACAACAUGACACGCGCUUGAAUUAACAUGUAUUUAUAUGUGCACAUGACAGCAGGCGUGCGUGCAUACAUGUUCGGCAGAAAAAGAAGACUCCCUUUCCUCUAAGCAAAAUGCCUUCUGGGAUUUUUCCUCAGCAAAACUGACGUCUACCACAUUCCAAAAUCAGAACAUCAGGAAGAAAAGUUUUUUUUAAAGAUAAAAUCUGCCUAACUGUGGCAAACCUGCCGCCGUCGUCUCCAGAAACAUCUCGCCGACCGUCCCGCAGGACGACCGCCUAUCAUGAGAUUCCGAAUUUACAAGCGUAAGGUGAUUAUACUGACUGUAGUUGUCAUCAUCUGUGGAUUUGGCGUGUGGAACAGCGGGAAGCCAAAGAAGGCGGAUGACAUUUUUCCUAAGGAGGCGGAGACGGUGAAACGGAGCGGCAGUCAGGUACCGGCCACGCUACCGGUCACACGGAAACCAGUCAACGAGACGCUUCCGGAAAAACAACCUGUCGCCAAGUCUGAAGUAGACAACACAACUCUGGUGUACAGAGGAAUCGUGUUUCAGCUCAACUUCGACCAGACCCUCAGAAACGAGGAGAAGUUUCGCUCGAUCCGACAGAAAGACGACCUGGUUGUCGUCGUUCAAGUCCACAACCGUCCCGAAUACCUCCGACUGCUCGUGGACAGUCUGAGGAGAGCGAAAGGCAUCGAAAACGUCUUUCUCAUAUUCAGCCACGACUUCUGGACGCCGGAGAUCAACCAAAUAGUCACGUCCAUCGACUUCUGCCUUGUCCUUCAGAUAUUCUUCCCUUUCAGCAUCCAGCUCUAUCCUCAAGAGUUCCCAGGGAACGAUCCUAGAGACUGUCCCAGGGACAUUCCCAAAAAAGAUGCUUUAGCGCUGGGAUGCAUCAACGCCGAGUACCCCGACUCUUUCGGCCACUAUCGGGAAGCCAAGUUCUCGCAGACCAAACACCACUGGUGGUGGAAGCUGCAUUUCGUUUGGGACAGAGUCCGAGCGCUGAAAGACCACCGCGGGCUCGUGUUGCUCAUCGAGGAAGACCACUACCUCGCUCCCGAUUUCUAUCACCUUCUCAAGCUCAUGGUCUCUUUAAAGAAGGAACAGUGUCCCGACUGCGACAUCCUCUCCCUGGGCGGCUACGGACACGUCGGAUAUUCCAGCAAAGCCAACAAGGUGGAGGUGAAGGCCUGGAAGUCUACCGAGCACAACAUGGGCAUGGCGCUAAAUAGAGACACCUAUCAGAAACUGCUCAGGUGCACGGAUGCGUUCUGCACCUACGACGACUACAAUUGGGAUUGGUCGUUGCAGCACCUCACCGUCAGCUGUCUGCCCACCUUCCUGAAGGUCAUGGUCAGCGAGGCGCCUCGCGUUUUCCACGCAGGCGACUGCGGCAUGCACCACAAAAAGUCGGCUUGCAUGCCGAGCAGCCAGAAGACAAAAUUCGACAACAUUCUGCAGAGCAGCGGGAACCAACUGUUCCCAAAACAGCUGCUCAUCACAAAGAGACUCCCUGCGUCUGGGGCCAAAGGUGUUGCCCCGCACGUGAAAAACGGAGGUUGGGGAGACAUCAGGGACCACGAGCUCUGCAAGAGCUAUUUGCGAUUACAAUAACUUGAUCCUUUUUUUGUGUUUUUGCAUCCCCUAAUGAAAGCCUUUAAACAUCUUUAUGGACUCUUUCUUCGUAUUGCCUGUUUUAUUGAAAUAUUCCAAAUAAAAAAGUAUGUGACGUUUGGA